This is a messenger RNA of Clupea harengus (Atlantic herring), 1270 nucleotides long. It is a transcript of the gene pxmp2, whose product is annotated as peroxisomal membrane protein 2. Gene Ontology annotation, cellular component: cytoplasm; peroxisomal membrane. The record is from RefSeq and is a predicted model, not a curated record. NCBI's taxonomy places the organism in Eukaryota, Metazoa, Chordata, Actinopteri, Clupeiformes, Clupeidae.
ACGACCUGUCAGUCCACUGCAGUGCCUCCAGCCACUGGUCUACACAGUUGGGCUACCAGUCUGCAGAAAGCCCACUUGUCUCACACACCAGGGAAGUGUCAAAGAUGCCUGCUCAAAGUUUACCGCUGGCCGACACAGCUUUUCACAUGAGGCUGUUGCAGCAGUACUUAAGCUUGCUGAGGCAAUACCCAAUCAUCACCAAGUCUGUGACCAGUGCCACACUGUCAGCCUUCGGCAACCUUUUGUCCCAAGGCUUGGAAGCAAGAAAAAAGACCAAAGAAGGUGUUCCAGUCAAAGACUUUAAUCAUCUAGGACUAUUCCAUUAUGCUCUUUAUGGAUUGUGUGUGACAGGUCCUGUCAGCCACUACUUCUACCAGCUGUUAGAGGAGCUGUUGCCUGCCUCUGUGCCAUUCUCCAUGAUUAAGAGACUCCUCUUGGACCGCCUCGUCUUCGCUCCAGCCUUCCUGCUGCUUUUCUUCUCUGUAAUGACAGUUUUGGAGGGCAAGACGAUGCAGGACCUGAAGGAUAAGUUGCUGAGGGGUUAUUGGACUGCACUCAAGAUGAACUGGAGAAUAUGGACUCCGUUCCAAUUCCUUAACAUCAACUUUGUACCUGUGCAAUUCCGAGUGCUCUUUGCCAAUGUGGUAGCGUUGUUCUGGUAUGCAUACUUGGCCUCUGUAAGGCAGUGAGUGUGGUAGCCUUGUUAAGGUAUGCAUACUUGGCCACUUCCUUCCUUCUUCUUCUGAUCACCAGUCUGCCCUCUACCUUGUAUUAUUGGAAUUGCUUAUUUAGUGCCAAGGGUUUUCUUUUGAAGAAUAUUGAAACUGAUCCAUUGCUUCACACAGUUCUAUCUUAUGAAAUGUACAAUAAUAUGCUCAACAGUAUGACUCAAAUAAUGUUACUCAAAGGAAAUUAUAUAAUUUUAUGUACACUUUGUCAGAAAACAUGCAAUAAAUGAGUUCCGCAUAACACUGACAUGUAUGGAUAUGUUGUUUAAAGUUAAAAUAAUAAAGCCUGUGCAUUGACUUCAUAUCUUUAGAAUGUUUUUAUACUGUAUAUAAUGUCAUUCUUAUGAUUUCAGUAAAUGUCUUAUUGCAUGUUUUCCUUACUACAUACUGACAUUAUCUUGUGGACAUGUUUUAGGGAGGGCCAACCAUGUAGCUGAGCAUAAGUAUGAGCACCAAUGUUCCAUAAGGGUAACACCAAAAUGUAGUUUAUACCUGAAAAACAGCAUGUGAUUAAAAGGAAUUGGAACAGUAUUGGAAAACUA